Molecule: messenger RNA, 2541 nt
Organism: Betta splendens (Siamese fighting fish)
Lineage: Eukaryota; Metazoa; Chordata; Actinopteri; Anabantiformes; Osphronemidae
Product: taste receptor type 1 member 2-like
Exons: 3
Coding region: 1312-2541 (409 amino acids)
Biological process (GO): G protein-coupled receptor signaling pathway
Cellular component (GO): membrane
Molecular function (GO): G protein-coupled receptor activity
Source: RefSeq, a predicted model, not a curated record
AUUACAUUAUGUUCUGUACUCAUUCUGAGGUACUACAGUAUAUAGACAGUAUAUCCGUGUCGACAAACGCUUAGUGUUAUAAUAUAGAUAUUUGUCAUUGUAAUCUAACUAAAUAUACAUACAUUGUUUUUGUAACAAUACAAACUAGGAAUACAGAUUCUUUACUAAAACAUGGCUUGAGUUGUUGCAUUGCCCCAAAUGGACAUCUACAUCUGUUAAGUAUCCUUUCCCUGCUAAAAGCAUUUCUAAGUAAAAGUACUUCAAGGCCACAUGGCUGUAUUUUUCAGGUAGUGUGAUAGUUAUUGCCAAAGCUUUCAACAUUUACUCAAAUGUAUAACAUCGUUGUGUUGUCAUUCUGUUUCUUGUUCCUCAACAUCUCAACUCUCAACUCUUCUUUUGGAACCAAUUUUACUAUUCAUACACACAGAUACAUUUAUAGAGUACAGAUGUAUAAAACCUUCUUGCCAUUUAUAGUUAACCCAGGUUUUUUUUAAUGUCUUUCUCCGGAGCUGCAGAUUAUAUUAUUUUGCAUACUGAUUUGUGAAUUCACUAACCACUUACACCCUUACCAGCGUCUGAUAAUUUAAUAAAAGGCACAGGCAAAUGCUGUUAGAGUUCAGAUCAGACUGUUAAUUCAUGACUACGACAAUGAAACACUUCUUUGCUUCUUUGUGUUUUCUUAGAUGUUUGUUACAUGUCUUGACUCAAUGCACUGCUCCAACCUCAGAGUUUUACUUGAAAGGAGAAUAUGUGCUUGGUGGACUAUAUGAUAUUCAUGAAGUCAGUGUAGAUGUUUUUCUGGACCGUCCAGAAGCCAUCAACUGCUCCAGGUGAGUCUGACAAUAAAUAAAUAACGAAUGAACAGAGUUUUCUUUUCAAGUAAACUAAAGGUUAAAGGAAAGUGAUCAAAAACUAAAAAAUAGUAUGUUAUAAUAUCCUGUACUUACAGUAGCACUUAUUCCAGCACUAUGCAAUAAAACCUCCCAAGCAGGUUCCCAAUAUCUGAAUCUACUGCAGACAUAACUUUCAAUAAAUUCAAAAUUUCUGUACAAACAAUUACAUUACAGAUUGUAAGUUUCAUAUGCACACUAUACCAAGAUACUAAGCUACUACAUUUAAAGUUAGAAAAAAAACAUUUUAUCUUUUAUAAGUGGUUGUACUAUUACUAGAGUUGUUGAACGUCUUAAUUAUUGAGCUCUGAUCUUGACUUUUGAAUUUACAAAUCUAAUGCAUUUGAACUAAUACUGUUCAUGUCUUUUCCUCAUCAACAGCCAACCCUUUACACUAUCAAGUUAUCGGAGGUUUCAGUUGAUGAGAUUCUCUGUAGAACAAAUCAACAACUCUACAAAGCUACUUCCAAAUGUAUCUCUGGGCUACCAAAUAUUUGACCAAUGCUCAGAUACACACAGCUUUCCAGGCGUUUUGAAUCUCAUCUCAGAAAAGAAUGAAAUCCAACCUUGGAGUGAACCCCACAUGAAUGUCUCAGAAGUGAUAGCGGUGAUUGGUGCCUAUACAAGCACUGAGACACGAACUGUAGCCCCACUCUUUAUGGUGAAUCUUAUUCCCAUGGUACUGUCUAUUUGGUUGCAAAUUUAUUUAAAUUUUUUUUACCUGAUGCAACUGAAAACAUUACAAUGUUGGUCAUUUCUACAUUAUGUCAUUCAACAGGUCAGUUAUGGAGCUGCUAGCUCGAUAUUUUCAAGUAAACAGAAUUUUCCGUCUUUCUUACGGACAGUCCAUCCCAAUAAAGAUGUCAUAGAAGUGGUCAUUAACAUUUUACUAAACUUCAACUGGAGCUGGGUUGCCUUUCUUUACAGUGAUAAUGAUUACGGUCAAGAUGGCCUGGCAUUGUUCAUGGAUAAAAUUAAAGACACUGAGAUGUGCCUGGCAUACAACAAAGGUCUUGAUUAUUAUACAAAUUACACCCAAAUAUUUGAACAAAUUAAUGAACAGAGGAUAAACGUGAUUAUUGUAUUCGCCCCUGAAUGGAAUGCUGAAGCGCUCAUUACCUCAGCCAUACAACAAAAUGUCACCAACAAGGUGUGGAUCGCAGGAGAUGCAUGGUCAUUAAACAAGCAGCUCCCAAAGGAGAAUGGAAUCAGAAAUGUUGGAACUAUACUUGGAGUUGCUGAGCCAGCAAAGCUAAUACCUGGUUUUAGUGAUUUUAUCUAUUCAUCAGAAAACCAGAAUCAGUGUGAAGAUUUUGUACAGCAGAAGCUUUGUAAUCAAAGGUGCAACUGCGAAGGCCUGACUCCAGAAGAUGUCAUCAAUGCAGACCCAUCUUUCAACUUUCCUGUUUAUUCUGCUGUAUAUGCCACCAGUUAUGCUUUACAUCACGUCCUGCAAUGUGAAAGUGGGAGAUGUAAUGACAAUAUUACAGUGUACCCAUACAUGAUCCUCGCAGAGUUGCGAAAGUCAAAUUUUACACUUCUAAAUGAAACAAUUCAUUUUGAUGAGAACGGGGAUCCCCUGUUUGGAUCCUAUAACAUAGUUUUCUGGAACCAGAGUGGUUCCUACUUCCGUAUGUUCCCCAGACUGUGA